AUGUCAUGUCAACAGUUUCAUCUAUUAAUUUAUAGUGAACAUUUGUGUGUCUUUUGUAUUACUGUUAUUCAAGUAUUUAAAAUUGAGGUUUGUGGAAAAGGAUUUGGAAGCAAGCCUAAGCUGAUUAUGUGCCCCCAGAUAUCACAUAAUCUCGAAAUAACCUUUAACAGUCGUAAAGAUUUCAACAAGGAGUUUGCUAAGCUUGACUCUCUUCAUACGGAAGCGAAGAUAAAUACUUUCACUACGAAUAAUAAACCCAAUGUGUCUGCUAAUAAAAAAUCACUUCGUGGGCAAAACCCCAGGCAUUAUUUCAAUAAUCUUCUAAUGAAUGGCAACGUUCCAGUGAAACGAAAUAAAGCAAAUUUAUCGAAGAAUUCUGUUAGAAAGCAUGAUUUUUUUGGUAAAAUACGUGUGUGA
This is a messenger RNA of Rhizophagus irregularis DAOM 181602=DAOM 197198, 417 nucleotides long. RefSeq lists its product as uncharacterized. NCBI's taxonomy places the organism in Eukaryota, Fungi, Glomeromycota, Glomeromycetes, Glomerales, Glomeraceae. The record is from RefSeq and is a predicted model, not a curated record.